UUUGUUUCUUUAAAAAUUGUUUUAUAUUUUGGCACUUAUCAUCAUCAUCGGUAUUGCAAUUUAUUUUUCAUUCAAUCAGCUAAGUUCGUUACGUGUAUCGUAUACUGAUCGACUAUGUUAAUGAGAAAAAUCUGAUUGCGAUUCAAAAAAAAAUCAAGUUUGAGACACGUAGUAGAAAAAAAUUUCUUUUUCUCACCACAAUGAUGUGUCAGAAAUUAUGAGAUUAUUAUAUCUCAUUACUUGCAUAAUAAUAACAUCUUCUAGUCCAUAUGUCGUUUGUAUGUAACUAAGUAUGUAAAUAAAGAAAGAAAUAAAUCAACCAGAAUCGAUGAUAUAAUAAAUGUAUAAUGAUGAAACAAUAAUAUUGCCAAUAUGGAUAAAAAAUUAAAUUCCAAUAAUGAUGGCCAUCAUCUAGAUCAAAAUGAAUUGAUUAAUCAUCAGGCCAGGCAAUCUAUACCGAUUCAGCGACAAUAUUCUCCUGCUAACUCUUCGCAAAUCAAUUUGCAAUUACCGUCAACAAGUUCAAGGAACAAUAAUCGUAACAAUUAUCAUCAAAAUAUACCUACCAACAGUUCAAUACCAUUCAUAAUUAAUGAAGAUUCACAACAACCUCCAUCAGCUAAUAAUUACCUUAGUCAAUCAUGGAAGAAUGCAUUACAAAUGUCAGCAUUGAAUAUGCCUUCAUUGCCGGAUUAUUUUACCUCCGUACCGAUGCCAUCGAUGCCGAAUAUAACAAUGCCUAAUUUGCCAUCCAUGCCAACAUUGACCAUGCCGUCUAUGCCUUCGAUGCCAAAUCUUUCAAUGCCAAACAUUUCGAUGCCUUCGAUGCCAAACAUUAAUUUCCCAUCAAUCAGUGAUUUUAUGCCUUUUUAUCUAGGAAAAAACAUAAAAUCUUGGGAACAGAUCUGUGCGUCAGUGCGUGAGGCGAGAAAAAAAUAUACAUCCAUUUGUCCAUCUUUACCGUUUGAUUUCAAUUUCGGUUAUGAUUCCAAACGUGAAAAGCUUCGAAUCUAUUUUCUAGCAUCGAUUAAUUCAUUGGAAACAACCCUUUAUUACUGUGAUGUUGAUUUGCUCAAAAAUUCAACCACUUAUACCAAUGAAGUUUUAUUAGAUUUUAUCGGUGAUGAAUCUGACCAAGCUGAUUUUCCUAUUGAUAUCGAACAUAAACAACAACAGCAGCAAGAGCAAAAUCCACAAUUACUGCAAAAUUCAUCAUCAUCAUCAUCAUCAUAUUACCAACAAAAAACCAACAAUGAAGUUAGAAGCAGAUCAAACUCCGAAACAAAUAUUGAUAUUGCCGAUUGUGACCUAGAUUUAGAUAAUAAUGCCAGUUCCGGUUCUCCUACUUCGAUGACCUUAUCGACGCAAUCGCUAUCAUCAUCUAAUUCGAAUGAAUCUUAUAUGAACACAUCAUUGUUACAUAAAUCCAUUUCAUCGCCUACAUCAUCGAUUUCCAAUCUGGAAACGAUCGAAUGGAAACCAUUGAUCACUAAUCUGGAUGAAUUGAUCAAUCUUGAACCAUAUACUCAGCAGCAAACUAAUAAUGAAAAAUCAACCCAUGAAACAGUGCAACAAUCAUCGACAAGUUCACAUGAAGAGGAUCUAAUACUACAGCGUAAACGAAUAAUUUUGAAUGGAAUUUUUUCCUAUGAUUUUCAUCCGAAAAUGGCGAGAUUUGUUUUCACCAUGAAAAAUGCAAUCUAUUGGUUUGAUGAUAUUGCGAUAAACGGGGCUAAUCAUUUAUCUGAAAUGAAGGAACAAAACAAUCGGUCUGAAGUGAGAAAUACAACAAAUCUUUUUCCGCCAUAUAUACCGCAAAAAUUGAUUAAUAAUGAUUAUAUUAAAUUGAAUGCAACAAUUUGUCCUUAUAAACCGGAUUUAGUUGCCUAUACUGCUGAUAAUGAUCUCUGGGUUUGUGACCUGAUUUCGGGAUCAGAAAUCCGUUUAACCAACACAAACUAUACAAAAACGGCCAUUAUGGCCGGUCGACCUUCAUUUGUGAUGCAAGAAGAAUUUUCUCGAUACAUUGGAUUUUGGUGGAGACCAUCUUAUCAAAUCUAUCAAAAUGUUUAUACGAUUCUAUGUGAAUUUGUUGAUGAAUCGGUCGUGGAACGUAUAUCGAUUUCAGGCUGGGGUAGCAUGGAUGAAGUCCAUCGUUUUCCAAAACCUGGUUCAACUAACGCUAAAUCCACAUUGAAGCUUGUUCAUUUUGCCUUUAUCAAUUCAUUAGGUCGAUCGAAAGAUCGACAACUACGAUUAUUGAAAAUUGAAGAUUUGCAUAUCAGAUUGGAAUCAAUAUAUCGUGAAUAUGAGUAUUUAACGCGAUGUGAUUGGUUGAAUGAUGAUGUCAUAUGGGCACAGCUCUUGAAUCGUCAGCAGAAUCAUAUGGCUAUUGUCUUAUAUUCAAUUUCGAACCGAUUCCCACCGCAAAUUAUCCAUACUGAAUCGCAUCGUGAUCAUUGGUACAAUUGUCACGAGAUUUUAUAUUUUUUAAAAAAUAAACCUCUCGAAAAUGAUAAAAGCGAUGGCAAUAUGAUUGCGAUUCCGAAUCUUACUGACAAUGAAAAUGACAAUGGUGAUGGUGAUUACGAUGUUAUAAUGGUAGGAAGUAAAGUGGAAUUUUUAUGGUCAUCCGAAGUGACUGGUUUUCGUCAUCUGUACAAAAUUUCCGUUGAGAUUGCCAAUUUUCCUGAGAAAAUCCAACUGGAUAAUGAUGAUUCGUUUGUUAACGAUGAAAAACACAUAGAAAGAAUGAAUCAAGAAACUAGAAAUCAAUUAUCUAAUCAUGAACUGAAAGCCGAGUUAUUGGAGAAUCGUCAAUUGACCUAUGGCAAUUGGGAAGUAUCCGAGUCAAUGUACUGGGUGGAUGAACAAAAUGAUUUGAUAUUUUUUCUGGGAACACGCGAUAGUCCACUUGAGAAUCAUUUGUAUGUCAUAUCAUCAUCACAAUCAUCUCGAAUUGCACCUAGACGUCUUUCAAAAGAAGAUUUUACCCAUACCAAAAUCGUGUUUGAUCCUAAAUUCAGAUUCUGUAUCGAUUUCCAAUCAAAUGUAUCGAUUCCACCAUUUGGUUAUCUACAUAAAGUGGUUGCACCGGUGGAUAAUCCUUUGAAUAUCAACCUGGAACCGCAAUAUAUGUUUCUAAAUCUUCCCGAUGAUAUCAAAGUAGAGGAUUCUAUGGAAUAUUAUGAAAAAGUGCAAAUAUUAGGCCCGACUCCACAUUUAUUCGAAUGUAAACUACGAAGCGGUGAAUUAAUUUAUGGAUUUCUUUUCAAACCGGAAUUCAUGGAACCUGGUUUCAAAUAUCCCGUUCUAUUGGAAAUAUAUGGAGGUCCUGAAGUGCAAUUAGUUACGAAAUCUUUCAAAGAUCUGAGAUACCACCGAAGACAUUUGAUUGCAUCGGAAGGUUAUGUUGUCGUUGGUUUUGAUUCUCGGGGAUCAAAACAUCGUGGUGUUGAAUUUGAGAAACAUAUUUAUAAACGUCUGGGACAAGUUGAAAUUGAUGAUCAAGUGGAAGCAUUGCAAUGGUUAGCUGAUAAUACGGGUUUUAUCGAUAUGAAUCGUGUGGCCAUUCAUGGCUGGUCAUUCGGUGGCUAUCUAUCAUUGAUGGCUUUAGUUAAACGGCCAGACAUAUUCAAAUGUGCAAUAGCUGGUGCACCGGUUACCAACUGGUUACUAUAUGAUACAGGAUAUACAGAAAGAUACAUGGGGUUGCCGUCUGAAAAUGCGGAAAACUACCAACGAAGUAGCAUUCUUAGCUAUAUCAAACACUUUCCCAACGAAUAUAAUCGUUUGCUAAUAAUUCAUGGUCUAAUGGACGAAAAUGUUCAUUUCUGUCAUACGGCACAAUUGAUUCAAGGUUUGGUGAUGGCCGGUAAACCAUAUCAAUUAAGUAUUUACCCAUACGAACGUCAUAGCCUGAAAAAAAUCAACAGUGCCGAACAUUUUGAAGCAACAUUGAUACAUUACUUACAGCAAAAUCUUUAAAAUGAUUUCAAUCUCUCUGUUUCUUUUUGUUUUUUGUUUUAUAAAAUUUGUACGAACACGAUUGUUUAUAAUGUGAAUCAAUUCCAUUUAUCAUUAAGUCUAUAUCAUCAUUUUUUUUUGUCAUCAACUAAUCUUUUUUUUGCAUCCAUUUAUUGAAAUUUUACUGUUUCGAAUAAACAUUAUUUCACGAAUAAAUAUUGAAAAUUGAUUG
This is a messenger RNA of Dermatophagoides farinae (American house dust mite), 4198 nucleotides long. RefSeq names its product dipeptidyl peptidase 9. The record is from RefSeq and is a predicted model, not a curated record. Gene Ontology annotation, biological process: proteolysis. Lineage: Eukaryota; Metazoa; Arthropoda; Arachnida; Sarcoptiformes; Pyroglyphidae. Gene Ontology annotation, molecular function: serine-type endopeptidase activity; dipeptidyl-peptidase activity.